UUGGAAGGACAGAAGGCAGAUGAACCCCAGAAGAGCAGAAUCACUUUGACGAACAGAGCGAUGGCAUAUCACACGCUCACCGUUGCUGUCUUGAUUUUUCUGUCCAACCUGUCUGUGACACUGGCAGACGGCACUGUGACCUGCUACAGAAUUGAAGCGGGGGCAAUGGCAGGGAUCAUCUGUGCAGAUGUUGUUCUGACCCUCGUUAUCGUGAUCGUCACCUACCGGUGUGCCAGAUCACGACGUCUGAAAAUCGAUAACGCUGAAAAAGUGUACAUGAAUGUCCGUGCCAACUUGAAGAGUACAUAG
Menidia menidia (Atlantic silverside) is the source of this 309-nucleotide messenger RNA. The record is from the annotation of a GenBank genome assembly. NCBI's taxonomy places the organism in Eukaryota, Metazoa, Chordata, Actinopteri, Atheriniformes, Atherinopsidae.